CCGAGAAAAAAACGGAGGGAUCACUGGGGCAAGUGGAGCGCGGUCGGAAACUAAUCCGGGCCUAUCUCGGCGGAGCGAGCCCCGCAGCCCCCAGGCACCCGGCAGGGGCCUCCGCCCCUUGGGGUCCUGGAGUUAAGCAAGGUUUCGCCCGCGGGGCUGCCUGGAGGAGGUGACGCGGGCCCCUCCUACCCUCCCCGCCCUCCUGCGGCUUGCGGCUGCCUUACCGGCUCGGACCCGAGCCGGCCAUGCCCAUCGCAUCCUAGCCCCCACCGGCUUCCCUGGGCCCAGCCUUGUGCUCUCCUCCUUUAUCCCCAAAAGCUCCGGAUCGUCACCCCAGAACCGAUGUUGAGGAUCCCCAAAGGGUUCUCCCCGGCCCCGGGGGGCUCCGCCCCGGCAGGACCCCAGAAGCCUCCCCAGCCGCUGCAGAUCAAGAAGGCCCUGCCGGUGGUGAGCCCAGUGUGGACGCCCGACGUGCGCAGCCCGCAGGGGGGCCCAGUCCCGGCCAGCCACUUCACGCCGUUGUACCCCCCGAUGGUGGCCGCCGUCGCCCCUGCCGCCCCGGGCAGCUGCCUGGACGCCACCCCGCAGGGGCCCGAGAUCCGCGCCGGCCGCGCUUCCGCCGGCCGGCUGCCGGGCUUCAAGGCCAAGAGAAAAUUGGAUCUGGAGGGGAUGGGACGGCAGGGACUCUCUGAGUUCCGGACACCCAAGGGGAAAUGCAGCGGAGGAGACGGCCUCCCGAGUCCCAAGACCCCCAAGUCCCCGGGUGAGAAAACAAGAUAUGACACGUCCCUGGGGCUGCUCACCAAAAAGUUCAUUUACCUGCUGAGCGAGUCAGAGGAUGGUGUCCUGGACCUGAAUUGGGCUGCUGAGGUGUUGGAAGUCCAGAAACGGCGUAUCUAUGACAUCACCAAUGUGCUGGAGGGCAUCCAGCUCAUCCGGAAGAAGGCCAAGAAUAACAUCCAAUGGGUAGGCAGGGGAAUGUUUGAAGACCCAGCUGGGCCUGGGAAGCAGCAGAGUCUGGGGCAAGAGUUGAAGGAACUGAGCAACACCGAAAGAACCUUGGACCAGCUGAUUCAGAAUUGCACCUUGGACCUGAAGACCCUAACAGAGGAUGAGACCAACCAGAGGUUGGCUUAUGUAACCUACCAGGACAUCCGGGCUAUUGGGAAUUUCAAGGAUCAGACAGUGAUUGCUGUCAAGGCCCCUCCUGAGACUCGCCUGGAAGUCCCGGACCUGAGGGAGGAGAACCUGCAGAUUUAUCUGAAGAGCACCAAUGGACCCAUUGAGGUAUACCUGUGCCCGGAGGAGAGUCGAGAGGCAGGCAGCUCCUCCCAGGAGGCCCCCGCCUCUGGCCACGGGCCCUUCACUGGCCUGCCUGGCAGCCCCGGAAGCUCUUGUGGCCUGGAUCUCAUCGCACCCCCAGCCGUAGCUCCAAAGUCCCAGCCGUCCCCAGCCCUGCUGGAGGUGAAUGAAGGCUUCCUGGACCUGCCCCACCCUCUCCUGCAGCAGACAGAGGACCAGCUCCUGUCCUCGUCCCUGAGCGGUUCUCCUCUGGUCAACUUCUCCCCGCCCCUGGACGAGGAGGACUACUUAUGGGGCCUGGAUGGUGGGGAGGGGGUCAGCGACCUCUUUGAAUCCUACGACCUGGGAGAUCUACUGAGGAACUAAGCAGCCUCAGCUCUCCACCCCUUCAUCCGCACUGGGCACUCAGAGCAGCAGUCAUGGACCUGGGGAGGUUGGAUGUUGGGGUCAGGGGAGUGUCCUCCCCCUUAGGCCCUCUCUAGCUCCCUAGUGCCCUCUGGUUUUCUUCCCUCCCUCAUGGAGUCAGACUCCAGUAAAGUUGGGGUGGCAGCUGUUUGUGGGAUGGGGUAGGGGUGUUUGGGGAUUGAUGGGAUGGGAUGGGGUAGGGGUGGCAGGCUGUGGAUCACCUCCCUUCCAUGUCCUGCCCUGUUUGAGGCUGACCCAGGGUAGGAACUGCCCUUCUUCCUUCUGAUCCCCAUCCCUGAUCAUUUCCCAGGUAACACUUCUCUCUGGCUCACACGUGGAGCUGAGGGGCUUGUUCUUGGUGGGAACCCAGUCCUCAGAGGGGUUUAGACCCAAGUUAAUGGUGCUUUGGUGUGCCUUGAUGCACUUAGUCAUUGUUGUAUUUAUUUGGGGUUUUCAGGUUUUAAUUGCUUCAAUGUUUUGCCCAGAUUCCCUGGGGUUGGUUCAGCAUGGAAACCAUUUGUUUCCCUGGUUUUUUGUUUUGUUGUUGUUUUUUAAAGGAAGACAUCCUUUCCCCUGAUCUGGCCAGUCUGAUCUUCUUGGAUAGCUCUGUAAUGAUUGGAAUGAUGCCACCUGCUGGAGAGUUACUGUAGGAAAGCUCCACCAUGAGGAGAAGGCAUCUGAGGGCAAGCCAUGUGGUUAGUUCCUUGGCGUCAGGAAGUGAUGUUUGCUCGUGGGUACUGUCUGUCAAAGCUACCAGCCAAUCAACUUGAGGAGCCUUCCAUUUCUGGGAGGAGAACACGAAGUAGGAAACAGGUGCCAGCUGAGGGCUUAUUUGCUCUUUGGGCCACAAGAUGCCAAGGAACUUGACCACAUGGCUUGCCCUCAGACACCUUCUCCUCAUGGCAGAGCUUUCCUACAGUAACUCUCCAGCGGGUGGCGUCACUCCAAUCAUUACAGCUCUAACACCUUCCGCUCUAUUGGGGGAGGCUGUGUGUAUGUGUGUGUGUGUGUGUGUGUGUGUGUGUGUGUGUUUCUGUGUGUGUCUGUCUCUGUCCAUGGGAGGAGCCUGGCAGAACAUUGGCCAACCCACCUAUGCCAGUGACCCUCCAUCCAGCUCCUUCCCCUCCCCAUUCUAGGCUGGCCAGGACCCCCUAGGCAGCUGAAGGAUCUUGGUUUCCUUGAUAGAUGGGCCUGCCUGAUUUCCAGGGCCUGGUGAGGGUUGUUCUAUGCCAUGGAAAGAUGCCAUUGCUGCAGCCCCACCCAGUCCCAGGCUCCAAGGCCAGGAGACCCUCCCUCUCUGUCUUGCCACUGACUGCCCAGGCCCCUGGUUUAUGUAGCCUGUGAUGUGAUUGACAGGAAGGGAACUGGUAUUCCUUCCCAAAAGGCACUUGGGAGUGGUGGGAGAUGGGUACAGGAUGCCCACCUAGUCCGAAGGUCCCAACUUACUGGGACUGGUUAGAGCGCAUCCCUUCAUUCCUUACUUAGGAGCCAUCUCUUCCCCUCCCCUCACAUCCCCCCCUCCCAGCCUCCAUCCCCAUCCUUUGAUCUGAUCCUUUCUGACAUAAUAGCACUACCAGGAGAGGAAAGGAGGAGCUGGUCCCACCCAGUGGGAGGCCCCAGUCCACUCCACUUCCCCCCACAGCCAUUUUGUGAGAAACUGCUCACAUCCUCAGCUUAGUUCCACUGGCCCUGUCAUUCCCCCUGGGGGGAUGGGAGGAAUGCUGACAUUUGGCGCCCUUUGGUGACUGUCCCUGACCCAGUCCCCUGGGGCUCUGAGACAACUCUCCCUUCCCAUCACCCUCCAUUAGGGAUGAGGGGCCGCCAGCUGCUUUGGUCCUUUUGUGUUUGCCUGCAAAGAGGUGGUUUAGGGAUGGCGGAGUUGGGGUGGACCCAAGCCCUCUCGGCACUGGGCUGGGAAGCACUUUUUAUUUUUUUAAGUUGAAACUGAUGGCAUUAAAUUGGUUUGCGAUGUGAACUCAA
Messenger RNA from Dromiciops gliroides (monito del monte), 3687 nucleotides. RefSeq names its product E2F transcription factor 2 (gene E2F2). The record is from RefSeq and is a predicted model, not a curated record. The coding region runs from base 343 to 1668 and encodes 441 amino acids. Lineage: Eukaryota; Metazoa; Chordata; Mammalia; Microbiotheria; Microbiotheriidae. Gene Ontology annotation, cellular component: RNA polymerase II transcription regulator complex. Gene Ontology annotation, molecular function: DNA-binding transcription factor activity, RNA polymerase II-specific; protein dimerization activity; RNA polymerase II cis-regulatory region sequence-specific DNA binding. The transcript has 7 exons. Gene Ontology annotation, biological process: regulation of transcription by RNA polymerase II.